Adineta steineri is the source of this 813-nucleotide messenger RNA. Lineage: Eukaryota; Metazoa; Rotifera; Eurotatoria; Adinetida; Adinetidae. The record is from the annotation of a GenBank genome assembly.
AUGUUAUGUCGAAAAGAUCCAUGUGGAAUCGUCUGUAUUGCAUUAACAUAUGCAAUGCUUUUGCAUUGUCUUUAUGUUAUUCUUUUUGUUUUAAUUCUGCCAUUAUUUAACGAAAGUCUUUAUGGAACAUUGAAUGCGUUAAUUAUUUGUACACUUGUUUUUUUUUCAAUUAUUUCACAUGGACGUGCAGCAUAUUUUGAUCCAGGUUUUGUACCAUUACCAAAAAAAGCAAUUGAUUUUUCCGAUGUCAAAAAUGGUGAUAGUUCAAAUAAUCUUAUAAAACCAACUGAAGAAGGUUGGACAGUUUGUAAUCGAUGCGAUACAUAUCGACCACCUCGUGCACAUCAUUGCAGGAUAUGCAAACGAUGCGUCAGAAAAUUGGAUCAUCAUUGCCCAUGGGUGAACAAUUGUGUCGGUGAAUUUAAUCAAAAAUAUUUCAUUUUAUUUCUUUUCUAUAUUGGAGCAACAAGCGUUUAUUCAGUAAUAUUUAUUAUCUGGACAUUAAUUGUUUUUCCUGAAAAAACUGAAGCUCAGAUAGUUCAUGCCGUAGUAAUAUGUGUUGAAUCAUGUUUAUUUGGUAUAUUUGUUAUAACGGUAUUUGUUGAUCAACUACAAUCGAUCGUAACUGAUCGUAGUUUGAUUGAUAAUUUAAAAUUAAGCGAAAGUUCUCGAAUGGCACAACAAAUUCUCCCACCAAAACGUGUUCUAUUUCGAAAAGUUUUUGGUUCUGGUCCAUUGAUAUGUUGGUUAUGUCCAUUUGAUUUAAAUAAAUCGAAUCCACCGAUUAAUUCAUCAGAAAUGUACCAUGUCUAA